Venturia canescens is the source of this 1454-nucleotide messenger RNA. RefSeq names its product NUBP iron-sulfur cluster assembly factor 1 (gene Nubp1). Gene Ontology annotation, molecular function: ATP-dependent FeS chaperone activity; ATP binding; 4 iron, 4 sulfur cluster binding. The record is from RefSeq and is a predicted model, not a curated record. NCBI's taxonomy places the organism in Eukaryota, Metazoa, Arthropoda, Insecta, Hymenoptera, Ichneumonidae. The transcript has 7 exons. The coding region runs from base 78 to 1076 and encodes 332 amino acids. Gene Ontology annotation, biological process: iron-sulfur cluster assembly. Gene Ontology annotation, cellular component: cytosol.
AAAACAAUGAGCGUUCGAAUGUUUUGAAUACUAAUAAAAACAACUGACAUGGGUCCCGUAAGUUCAAAUCCGUCUGAAUGUCAGGAACAUUCGGUAUUUCCGGUGUCAUGGCCGAUGUACCUACGGAAGCUCCAGAACACUGUCCUGGCACACAAAGCGACAGUGCAGGAAAAGCUUCGGCAUGCGCUGGCUGUCCAAAUCAAAACAUAUGCGCUUCAGGUGCACCGAAACUACCAGAUCCGGCGAUAAAUGCAGUGAAAGAAUGUCUGUCGUCGGUAAAACACAAAGUUUUAGUGUUGUCAGGAAAAGGCGGUGUUGGUAAGAGUACUGUCACGUCUCUACUGUCAAGAGCUAUUGCAGCCGAUAACCCUGACAAAAAUGUAGCAGUUCUAGACAUCGAUAUUUGUGGGCCUUCUCAGCCACGAGUACUCGGAGUGCUCGAUGAACAAGUUCACCAAAGUGGUUCUGGGUGGUCCCCAGUUUAUGUGGACGACAACUUGUCGCUAAUGUCUAUAGGAUUUUUGUUGAGUAGUCCUACGGAUGCUGUCAUAUGGAGAGGGCCAAAGAAAAAUGGAAUGAUCAGGCAAUUUCUUUCGGAGGUCGAUUGGGGAACUUUGGAUUACUUGAUUUUGGACACACCGCCAGGAACGUCAGAUGAGCAUUUAUCGGCGACUUCGUACCUCAAAGGCGCCGGAAUAACCGGUGCCAUUAUUGUGACGACACCUCAGGAAGUGGCGCUCUUAGAUGUGAGGAAAGAAAUAGACUUUUGUCGGAAAGUUAACAUACCGAUCUUGGGAGUUAUUGAAAACAUGAGCAUCUUCGUCUGUCCGAAAUGCAAGAGUACAUCAGAAAUAUUUCCAGCAUUGACCGGGGGCGGACGACAAAUGUCAAAGGAAAUGGAUAUCAAAUUCUUGGGUUCCUUACCUCUCGAUCCCCUUGUGGCAAGAUGUUGUGACGAAGGUAAAAACGUUCUUGAGGAAAUGCCAGAAUCACCUACGGUCCGAGCGUUGCAAGAAAUCGUUAAAAAAGUGAUAAACGCAUGCGAGACGGAAAACACCUCGUCGAUACCAGCAUAAAUCAUUGGUUUAAACGUUUGUUGAAAUGAUACGCUUUCAUUCCGUACGUUAACCAGUGUGUACAAAAACAAUAAUUUUUAGUAUAAUAUUAUUAGAUUUAAAAUAAUACAAACUUUAAGUUUACUGUCUAUCAACGUACGAUUUGACGUGUACAAUAAUGUGGUAUUUUAAUAUACGCUUUAUUACAAAAAAAGUAGCUUUCUCACUUCUAGCCUCUGGAAAAGUUUAUGUUUAAAUGUUCAAAAAUGGAGUCAAAUAAUUAUUUCAAGAAUUCUUUAAAUCAAUUCUAGUUACCAAAAAUCCAGUGCCAUCAAAAGUUGUCAGUUCCUUCAAUUUCAACAAACUCAAAUCACUGUGAUAUAAAAAUGCACAACAAAA